GCCUACCGCGACUUCUUCGUGUUUUUAAUCUCCUGAGUAAUACUUUGCUGCCCUCGGCUCUGACUCAUGUCUUUCAAACCACACAUCUCUUCACCUUCAGCCCAAUUUACAGAUUCGUUACCCUUGCAGUAGCUGCAUCCCUUCUACCUCAUUUAUAGUUCCCCGCAUUCCCAUAUAUCUAAGCGCUUGUCCGUAAGAGUGUUUGCCAGAAGAGCUUUUCGGCCCUCGAAUAUUUUUCGCAUCCAUCCACGAUGCGCGACCUCCGUAGACGGGCUCUUGAGAGCCACAAGACAGUGUCGCGCAAGGCUCGCACUUCGCAACAAGUCUCCACGGCGUCUUCAGCAGCAGGUUCGACUGCGAAUUCUCCGGCGCCGUCUCGGGCGGCUAGUCGCAACCCCAGUCGGCACCCGACGGACGAUGAGGACGAUCUCAGCGACGGUACAGCCUGGAGUACGAACUCCAUCGACGAGAUCCUCAACGGCGAAGAUGUCGAGAUUUCGGAAGAGGCGUGGAAAGCGGAGCUAAAUGUUCGCAUCGAACAGAUUAUCAACCUUAAGCGCAGCAGCACUGAAGGUCGCGCCGAUAGCCUAAAUGCCUUUGCACAUAUCAUCAUGGCGCGGUACGCGUAUGAACAGGUCGAGGAGCAUAUAAGCGCACUACUGCCUUCGAUUCUCAAGAGCAUCAGGCAAGAGACAACAGAGCGCGAGGCUGUAAAAGCCCUCAAAGCUCUCGCUGCUACUAUUGUGACUCUCAACUCUGCUACCAUAUACGACGACGUCACCGACCAACUCAAGCGAUCGAUACAGUCGUCUGCUUCUGUCGAGGUCAAGGUCAACGCGAUUCACACCCUCGGCAUCGCUGCCUUUUUCGGAGGAGCGGGUGACGAUGAAAUACUCGACAUCAUGGCACUCUUCCUGGAGAUCGUCGAGUCGGAUGGUGCUUCGGUGGAUGCUCAAGAUGAGGGAAACGUCGUAAUUGCCGCCCUCGAGAACUGGGGGCUACUCGCAACUGAGAUGGACGAUUUGGAGGCCGAGACUGAAACAGCCGUCGAAGCCUUUGUCGAGCAACUCGAAAGCGCAGACGCCGGCGUGCAGAUCGCGGCGGGUGAGAACAUAGCUCUGCUAUACGAGAAGUCAUACACGAUUCGGGAAGAAGACGAGGAGGCAUCUGUAGAUGAUGUCGACCCCGACCAUCCUGAGGCGGUCAAAGACGGUGAGAAGAUGGUCAAGCGAUAUACGGUCUAUCGAAGACAAGACCAACUUUUGCACACCCUCGACGAACUCGCCAAAGUCUCCACGCGUAGGAUUUCGAAGAAGGAUCGCAAGACACUGCAUUCCUCGUUUGCCGACAUCCGCAACACUGUUGAGAAACCAACGCGCGGGCCUGGCUAUUCCAUGGCGAUUGACCAAGAAACUGGGAGAGCUUACGGAAGUGGCAGGAUGAAGGUCAGGAUCAACCGUAGCGUUGAGAUUCGAAUCGACAAGUGGUGGAAAUUACAGAGGCUGACCGCCCUGCGGAGAACGCUUCAGGGUGGGUUUACGUACCACUACGAUCAGAACGAGGUCGUGUCGUUUGCAAUUCCGUUCUCCAUGGCUGCUCGACGGUAGUUUGGUUGUGGUUGAGACAGGAAUUAGGGAGUGUUUGCUCUUGGUUGUUCUAUUGAUACAAAAGCGUUGAUACCUGGUUUGCGACGGCGUUCUCGACUGUCUUUCUCGGUCGAUCAUUCAUGAUAUCUUUAUGUUUCUCAGGUCGAGUUCUCCUUGAUGAAUCAAUUGAAUCUAAUUCAUACGAAGA
Messenger RNA from Dothidotthia symphoricarpi CBS 119687, 1794 nucleotides. RefSeq names its product IFRD domain-containing protein. The record is from RefSeq and is a predicted model, not a curated record. The transcript has 3 exons. Lineage: Eukaryota; Fungi; Ascomycota; Dothideomycetes; Pleosporales; Dothidotthiaceae. The coding region runs from base 252 to 1607 and encodes 451 amino acids.